CUCUCUCCCCGCUGAUAGGGUGACGUUCAGUUUGGAGGCUUGGAGAUUGGCUUUUUGAUUUGGCUUCUUGCGGCAGCUUAAUGGGCAAAGCUCUGGGCUCGCCCAGAAACCAGCCUCUCCGCGCGUCCCCUCUGCGCGCAGCGAAGCCGAGACGUCCCCCGCGGUGACAGCGUGCAAGGCGGUGAGCCGGCGCGCUCGCAGCCCCGGGAAAGCCCAGGCGACGCGACCGCAAGCCCAAGCCCGGGUCCCUCGGAGACGCCUGGGAGCGCCGGGCUGCUCGUCUUCCUGCCCCUCCCGGCAGGGAUCCCCCGCCGCCCGCAGCCGGGACUCCGGGCCUCUCCCGGGCGUAGUCUCCAGCCCGCGCUCCCGGUCGGGGUUUUCCCUCUUAAAGCGGCUUAGAAGGACCCCUCUCUGGGUCCCCUCGCCCUGGCCCCUGCCACCCUCCCGCCCAGACCUCGCGCUCCAGAUGCGCUGCCCCGCAGCUCCCUGACAGCUGCGAGCCCACGAGCCCCGGCGGGCGGGUGGCGGCGGCGGCGGCGGCGGCAGACUGACAUGCCCCGGACACCGCUGCGGCCGGCGGGCAGCCCGCGGGGGCGAUGAGCCUCUGCGGCCGGUGAGGAGCCCGGCGGCGGGCGCAUCGCGCACCUUCCUCGCCCCCGUCACUUGCCCACUCUGCUCGGGAGGCCAAGAGGAAACGGUCUCUGGCCUGUCAGGAGGACCAUUGGUGCUGCGGUAGAAGCCAGCGGCUAAGUCUUGUGUAUGGCGUGGUUAAGGUUGCAGCUUCUCACCUCUGCCUUCUUCCAUUUUGGGCUGAUUACCUUUGUGCUCUUCCUGAAUGGUCUUCGGGCAGAGGCUGGUGGCUCAGGGGAUGUGCCAAGCACAGGGCAGAACAAUGAAUCCUGUUCAGGGUCAUCGGACUGCAAGGAGGGUGUCAUCCUACCAAUCUGGUACCCGGAGAACCCUUCCCUUGGGGACAAGAUUGCCAGGGUUAUUGUCUAUUUUGUGGCCCUCAUAUACAUGUUCCUUGGGGUUUCCAUCAUUGCUGACCGCUUCAUGGCAUCUAUUGAAGUCAUAACUUCUCAAGAGAGGGAGGUGACUAUCAAAAAGCCCAAUGGAGAGACCAGCACAACCACCAUUCGGGUCUGGAAUGAAACUGUCUCCAAUCUGACCCUUAUGGCCCUUGGUUCUUCUGCUCCUGAGAUACUUCUCUCUUUAAUUGAGGUGUGUGGUCAUGGGUUCAUUGCUGGUGACCUGGGACCUUCUACCAUCGUAGGCAGUGCAGCCUUCAACAUGUUCAUCAUCAUUGGCAUCUGUGUCUAUGUGAUCCCCGAUGGAGAGACUCGCAAGAUCAAGCACCUACGAGUCUUCUUUGUCACCGCCGCAUGGAGUAUCUUUGCAUACAUCUGGCUCUAUAUGAUCCUGGCAGUCUUCUCACCUGGUGUGGUCCAGGUUUGGGAAGGCCUUCUCACUCUCUUCUUCUUUCCAGUGUGUGUUCUUCUAGCCUGGGUGGCAGAUAAACGACUGCUCUUCUACAAAUACAUGCACAAAAAGUACCGCACAGAUAAACAUCGAGGAAUUAUCAUAGAGACAGAGGGUGACCACCCUAAAGGCAUUGAGAUGGAUGGGAAAAUGAUGAAUUCCCAUUUCCUGGAUGGGAACCUAGUGCCCCUGGAAGGGAAGGAAGUGGAUGAAUCCCGCAGGGAGAUGAUCAGGAUUCUAAAGGACCUGAAGCAAAAGCACCCAGAGAAGGACUUAGAUCAGUUGGUGGAGAUGGCCAAUUACUAUGCUCUUUCCCACCAACAGAAGAGCCGCGCCUUCUACCGUAUUCAAGCCACCCGUAUGAUGACUGGUGCAGGCAAUAUCCUUAAGAAACAUGCAGCAGAACAAGCCAAGAAGUCCUCCAGCAUGAGCGAGGUGCACACCGACGAGCCUGAGGACUUCAUCUCCAAGGUCUUCUUUGACCCAUGUUCUUACCAGUGCCUGGAGAACUGUGGGGCUGUACUCCUGACAGUGGUGAGGAAAGGGGGGGACAUAUCCAAGACCGUGUAUGUAGACUACAAAACAGAGGAUGGUUCUGCCAAUGCAGGGGCUGACUAUGAGUUCACAGAGGGCACUGUGGUUCUGAAACCCGGAGAGACACAGAAAGAGUUCUCUGUGGGUAUCAUUGAUGAUGACAUUUUUGAGGAGGAUGAACAUUUCUUUGUGAGGUUGAACAAUGUCCGUAUAGAGGAGGAACAGCCAGAGGAGGGGAUGCCUCCAACAAUAUUCAACAAUCUUCCCUUGCCUCGGGCUGUCCUAGCAUCCCCUUGUGUGGCCACAGUUACUAUCUUGGAUGAUGACCAUGCAGGCAUCUUCACUUUUGAAUGUGAUACUAUUCAUGUCAGUGAGAGUAUUGGUGUUAUGGAGGUCAAGGUUCUACGGACAUCAGGUGCCCGGGGUACAGUCAUUGUCCCCUUUAGGACAGUAGAAGGGACAGCCAAGGGUGGUGGUGAGGAUUUUGAAGACACAUAUGGGGAGCUGGAAUUCAAGAAUGACGAGACUGUGAAAACCAUAAGGGUUAAAAUAGUAGAUGAGGAGGAAUACGAAAGGCAAGAGAAUUUCUUCAUUGCCCUUGGUGAACCGAAAUGGAUGGAACGUGGAAUAUCAGCGCUCCUGUUAUCUCCAGAGGUGACAGACAGGAAGCUGACUAUGGAGGAAGAGGAGGCCAAGAGGAUAGCAGAAAUGGGAAAGCCAGUAUUGGGUGAACACCCCAAACUAGAGGUCAUCAUUGAAGAGUCAUACGAGUUCAAGACUACAGUGGACAAACUGAUCAGGAAGACAAACCUGGCCUUGGUGGUGGGGACCCAUUCCUGGAGGGACCAGUUCAUGGAGGCUAUCACCGUCAGCGCAGCAGGGGAGGAGGAUGAGGAUGAAUCCGGGGAGGAGAGGCUGCCAUCCUGCUUUGACUACGUCAUGCACUUCCUGACGGUCUUCUGGAAGGUGCUGUUUGCCUGCGUGCCCCCCACAGAGUACUGCCACGGCUGGGCCUGCUUCGUGGUCUCCAUCCUCAUCAUUGGCAUGCUCACCGCCGUCAUUGGGGACCUGGCCUCCCACUUCGGCUGCACCAUUGGUCUCAAGGAUUCAGUCACAGCGGUGGUUUUUGUGGCGUUUGGCACCUCUGUGCCAGAUACGUUUGCCAGCAAAGCCGCUGCCCUCCAGGACGUGUACGCAGACGCCUCCAUUGGCAAUGUGACGGGCAGCAACGCUGUCAACGUCUUCCUGGGAAUCGGCCUGGCCUGGUCCGUGGCCGCCAUCUACUGGGCCCUGCAGGGACAGGAGUUCCACGUGUCCGCUGGCACGCUGGCCUUCUCCGUCACCCUCUUCACCAUCUUUGCGUUUGUCUGCAUCAGCGUGCUCUUGUACCGACGGCGGCCCCACCUGGGCGGGGAGCUCGGUGGCCCCCGUGGCUGCAAGCUUGCCACGACGUGGCUCUUUGUGAGCCUGUGGCUCCUCUACAUACUCUUUGCCACGCUGGAGGCCUAUUGCUACAUCAAGGGGUUCUGAGCCACAGAGCAAGGCCUCCGGCAGGGCAGGCCUGGGACCUCCCGGAUGAGAUGGGCACCUCCCCACCAGUGACCUCUCCAGGAUGAGCAGCCGUGGAGAGGCAGCAUCAGGACCUGAGCCCCAGAACCUCACCCGACCUAGGCCCUGGCAGUGAACUGAAAGGGCAAAGUCUUAAUCAACCAGAACGGGGGAAUCGCCCACUUGACAAAGUAUUUAAUUAAAUACAAACAACAGCAACAAAUCCACCUCCACCCAUCUUUCUGCUCUUGUCCCUGACCCACAGCGAAGGUCAGACGCCUUCCCCUCCUUCUGCUGCACCUUCUCCUGCUUAUUCUUGUGGCCUCUCGUUUCUUUGGGGGCAGGUUUCUCUGUCUAAUUCAGUGCGUCCCUGUUAUCUCAUGCAGCUGGCAAGGCGCAAAAAUGAGUCAGAUGCAUGUGGCAGGUUUGGGUUCUCUUUUCAUUGUGAUCAUUAUUGUGUUUGCUUUGUUUUUCCAUGGGUUUUUGCUUAUUGUUCUGUUUUGUCUUUUCUUCGUGAAGUUGAGUGAUAGAGGUGCCGUGAAGGAACCUCAGGGCUGAGUCGACUGACAGAAGCAUGAGUUUUCAGACCCCCGCCCUCCCGCUCCCAUGGCGUAACGGCGGGCUCUUGGCUCCUUUGGGUGCUGGCCCUGCCUCCCAGUUUCCUCUGGGUUCCUUGGAGGACUGGGGGCAUGUGGGCGGAAGUAGGCUUGCGCCCCGUGGGGGCAAAGAACAGGGGCUUCACCCGGAGCAGGAGGAGUUUUUAUGUGCUAAUGUCGAAAUCAAGUCACAGACAAAAUGCAAUUGCCCUCUCCCCUGCCCAAGCCUGCCCCAUUCUGUAUGCCUUGUUUUGUUGACGUCUACAUGUGUAUCCAUCUGCAGGGAGCCCCUCCAAGUGGGAGAGAUGGGCCAGAAAUAGGGACGGUGUGCAAUGACAAAGGCUGAGAACAAAAGGAAACAUGCUUUCCUGGAUCUCUUCGGCUUUGCACCUGAGGCAGGAGAGGGGCGAUGUCCAACCAGGAGGAUCUUAAUAGGGAAAGAUUCUAUUUUAAAUGUCAGUGUUUCUGAGAAAUGUCAGCUUCACCACGCCCCGCCCUCUUCCUAAUGUUCUAUACGAAGACGGCUGACCGUAUUCCUUGAAGUGGUUUAAAAACCUAGAGGUUUAUAAGAGAACAAGGGGCUGCUCCCUCCUCUCCUGGUCCCUCAGGUCACAUGUGAGAGCAUUUACACAAGACAGGAACUGGGAAUCCUCAUUUCUCCCACGUUCCUGCUUGUUUUUAAACUUCAUGAAGCUCUUUUUUCCAGCCUCUGGGGUAUUUCUUGCCCCAGGAAGAGGAAUCUUAGUUGCCAUAAUCCCAUGGAGCCUGGGUUUUUAGACACAGAGAUUGCCGUACCCUGCAGAACUUUUCCCAACAAAUUUUGAAAGGACCUGGCUUUAAAACACACACACAUAGAUAACCACACAUACGACAUCAUCACGAAACUGCCCACACACCUUUAAGGCUUUCUGCAGUGACAUAAAUACAUUUUCUAAGGGGGAAAAAAUAAAUUAAAAAACACCUGUUUAAUUUUAAACACUUUUUUAAAGAAAAAAACUAAAAAAGAAACAGUGCUUGUGUCAUAAACUACGUUGACCGUUGCCAGUAGAAAUGUUGGGUUGGUUAAAAAAAAAUAAUAAAAGCUAUACUUAUAUCUCUCUA
Molecule: messenger RNA, 5258 nt
Organism: Microcebus murinus (gray mouse lemur)
Lineage: Eukaryota; Metazoa; Chordata; Mammalia; Primates; Cheirogaleidae
Gene: SLC8A3
Product: solute carrier family 8 member A3
Biological process (GO): calcium ion import across plasma membrane; sodium ion transmembrane transport; cell communication
Cellular component (GO): postsynapse; axon; sarcolemma
Molecular function (GO): calcium:sodium antiporter activity
Source: RefSeq, a predicted model, not a curated record